Molecule: messenger RNA, 1719 nt
Organism: Plasmodium fragile
Lineage: Eukaryota; Apicomplexa; Aconoidasida; Haemosporida; Plasmodiidae
Exons: 1
Coding region: 1-1719 (572 amino acids)
Source: RefSeq, a predicted model, not a curated record
AUGGAGGAAGGAAAGGCAAAGUGUCACAUCAAAUUGAAAAAGAGCGACCAGAAGAGUAGCACCAGGAAAAGAAAGACAUUGAACGUAUUUGAAGGGUCACAGUAUUAUAGCCAGGACGAGGGGAAAGAUAAAAAUGAGACAGAGGAAAGGACAGCUUCAAAAACACAAAAAAUUAGGGCCAUAAAAAAUGGCGAAAUUAUAACUGAGCCAAGUAACGCUUUGGAAGAACAAGCGGAUGUAGCAACGUCUCAGUUUAUUCGUUCCCUACAGGAAAAGCUUGAUCGAGUUCAAAACAAAAAGAAAAUUGUUUAUUUGAAUUUUCCCCCCCAAAGGGGACCCGGGUUAAGUGAAAAACAGUCUGAUGGGGAAGUUGACCCAGUUAGCACUUCGGAGGCUGCAAAAGGGGCGGAUGAUGAAGGACUUAACGACUUUUCAGCCGGUUCCGCGGAUGGCAGUGAGCCCAAUGAUGAUUCACACGAAACGGAUGGCCAUGUAGUAGUGGAGGACGGAUUCGAAGCGGAUGCCGAGCUAGCAGCUGACUUCCACCAGGACCAAAAGGAGCGAGACAAAGAACACAAGUAUAACAUUUCCGAGGGGAACCUCACGUAUAAGAGGAAACUCUUCUUGGAGAAAUUUAAGAAGAAUGAAAAGGACUCCAUUUUUAAAAAUGAAAUGAACAUGUACACUGAUUUUGACGACCACCACAUCCAAGUGGAAAACUACGGCAAACGCAUUUUGAGUAAAAUGGGAUUCAACGAAGAGGUUUACAAUAAGUACAUAAAUCAGUACUACCAGGAACGGAGCGACAAGAACUACUUUGACAGGAUAUAUGACUCCUUCCAGGCUCGGGAGUUUCGGUUCACGGGUGUGGGCGCGGAGGAAGAGAUGAAGGAGAACAUGCAGCGGAUUAGGGGCCGCAAGGGGAGCAACAGUGGGAGUAGGAGUGGAAGUGGAGACAGCGAGCGGGGGGAUAAGUCCCAUGACAACGCCCACAGGAGCAACGGUAAAUGGGAGCACGGAGAGGAAGCAAGAUGCGCAGACCCGAUCCCGAGUGACAACACGGAUAACCUAUUCGAAGGACUAAUUGUAAAAAUAAAUUUAAAGACUCAUGAAUUUUACAAACGAAAAGGGGUCAUCGUGUACACGAAAAGGAAAAGGAGAAGGAAGACAAAGGGGAGGAACCACGAAGGGGAAGAUAAAUCCCACUGCAUCCUUGGUUUACUGCUUUUUAAAAACCACAAAUAUAUACACCUGUACAAAGAAAUGGUUAAGAAAAAGAUUAAGGAAUAUUUAUUAUGGAAGGAGGAUAAAGGAGGAACAAAAAAGGAAAGAGAUUAUUAUCACAGUGAAGACGACUCCAGUGUGGACGAUCACCAAAAUGAGACGAAACAAUUCUGGGAAAAUUUCCUUAAACAAUUAAUAAAGAAGGUCAAAAUGGAUAGGAUGGAGGAUCAUGGGGAGAGAAAUAAUGAAACGAAAGAACCAUUUCAUCUGGCCGAAGUGAAGUCUAAAUAUGUUGAAACGAGCAUCAGUGAGGACACGGUCAAAUGUAAGGUCGUCGGGAGAAAUAUUUGCCUCUCCAAGGGAGACAUGUCUUUGUAUAAACAGACCGUCAAGUUGAAGAAGAUCAAGGGUGAUUACGCUCACGUCCAAGUCGAGGGGGGACAAGUCAUGAAGCUCUCCCUGGAUGAUGUUUGUCAAUACAUAAGCCACGUGUGA